AUGGGGACAGGGAUGGGAACAAGGGACAGGAUUGGAGAUGGCAAUACAGAUAAGGAUGGGGACAGGGACGGGGAUGUGGCCCGGGAUGGGGACGGGUCGGUGACAGGGACAGGGCUGAGGAUGAGGAUGAGGAACGGGGACAGCGCUGCCCCUCUCCGGAGCGGCCCAGCAGGAGGAAAUGGCGAGUUCAGGAUGCGCGGGGCGGCCGUGGGGGUGGAUGGACGGCAGGACGGGACCCCCGCACCCCCCAGAGGGGUCCCGGCCUUCAAUCUCAAUGCAAACCCCCCCUGCUGCCCCCCGCCGCCCCCUCCCCACAUUUUCCGGUUCCCUGAGGUUGGCAGUGCGGACAGCAUCCCCCCGUCCAGCUGUCCCCACCCUCCGGGGCACCCCCAGACCCCCAGGGCGCUGCCACCCCCUCCCCACCCACCCAGCAGGGACCCCCACUCCGAGAUCCCCAGUGAGAAAAUGAACAAAACAAGGAAAUUUCCAGAAGUGUUUAUUUCUGGGAGGGAAAGUCGAGGCCGGAGGGGGGUUAAGGAUGGGGGAGCGAUCAUUGACGGGUGCGGGGAGCGAGCGGCGGGGCACGGGCGCUGCUGCCGUCACCAGGCGCUGAUUCCCUGCCGGUGUGCCAUCGCCGCCGAGGGCGGAUUCACAGGGACGCCCACCCGCUGGGGACCCGCCACGGCCGCCACCCAGAGGGGAUCGGGCUCGCCGGGGUCCCCACGGCCGCCACAGCUGGGGACCCGCCACCGCCGCCACCGCCGCCACCGCCGCCACCGCCGCCACCGCCGCCACCCCGGGCUCCCUGCCGGGCCGGCUGCGGGGUCCCGAGGGCCGGACGGGCCCCGUGCCCGGGAUGUCGCGCCCUUGAGUGUCCCCCUGGCACCCCCCCAGGCGGGCUCUGCCUCUGCCGUGGAAUUUGGCUUCUGGGGAACGCGGGGAAACUUGCGGGUAAUUUUCUCACCCGGCGGCACCGUUCCUGUUUUCAUUAUUAAAAUGAGCACGAGGGCACCGGGCACCCGCGGGGGGCUAAAUUUGGGCUCGGGGGGAACCAAAAAUACAAAACCGCUGCCCCCACCCCGGAGGAAUUUGCAUCUCGCCGCUGCUCGAGGGCAGCGCGGUGACGAGCGCUCCAUGGAGGCACCGAUUGCACAGAAGCCGCGGGGGCCCCGGGACCCCCGGCCCGGCCACCUGCCGCCCCCCCGGGACCCCCGGCCCGGCCACCUGCCGCCCCCCCGGGACCCCCGGCCACCUGCUGCCCCCUCGGAGGGACCCCCGGCCCGGCCCCGCAUCCGCCGCCCACCCGCAGCCAGUGCCGCGUCCCCGCUGCCCCCGCAGCCCCCCAGACCCCCUCUCCGGGUCCCGCCCUGCAAAGCCCCUCCUGCCCCGCGGCCAGGCCACCCCGAGCCCUCUGUGCCCCCGCAGGACCCGGCCAAGGCCCCCCAGCCCUGUGAGUCACGGCGGGGAAAUCGAGGCACGGCUGGCGCCGGGUGGGCACCGCGCUGGGGGGCUUGGGGGGCUCAGCUCCCCCCACGGAGGGUCCGGAGGGAUGGAGGGGAGCGCGGGGGUCGUGGCGAGCCCGUUGAGGAGCCCCCAACCCCAAGCCCUGAGCAGAGCCGGGAGGAUGCUGAGCCCCGCGGGAAGGGGCACCCAAGGGUGACGAGGGUGGGUGUCCCCAGCAGGGCCGGGCCCGCGCCAGCCGGGGGUGACAAUUCGGUGGCAGCUCCGCGCUGGGGGAUGGCUCAGCGGCCCGGGCAGGGCGAGCAGAGGCUCCUUAAUCUCGGGGAAGGAAGCGGCUCCGGUUACGGAGCUGCCCUCGGUGUAAAAGGAGAGCGACAGGAAGAAAAGUCAUUAACAUCGUUCCAGGCGCUGCCACCCAAAACCCGGCUGGUGCCGAGCCCCGCGCCGCCAGCGCCGCCGUCCCCGUGCCCCCCGUGCCCCCCGUGCCCCCGGGAGCGCUGGCUCGGGUGGCACCUGGGAGAUCCCCCCAAAACCCCUCCUCGGGGUGGUCCCGCUGCCCGGACUCGGCGGUGGCGGCUCCCGGGUCCCUCCCGUCCCCCUGAGACCGAUCCGCGUCCCUCCUCCUCCUCCUCCUCCUCCUCUUCCUCACGGCGGCCAUGGCAGCCCCGCGUGGAGGCGGCGGCGGGCGCGGGCAGCUCCCCCCGUGUCCCGGCUCCGCCACACCGGGCCCGGCUCUCGCCGCCUCCGGGGCGCCCCCCGCGCGUGGGGCCGGAGCACCGGGGCAGCCGGGGCUGCUUCCGUUUCACCGCCGCCGCCUUGCCCGCCCCUCGCCCCCUCCUGUACGAGGCGAUUUUCUUCAGCCGGAGCCGCAUCCCCGGCGCGCAGCGCGGCUCCCUGGGGAGCGCCGGGGGGCUGCAGCCCCUGUCCGGCCGGCUUAGCGUGACGGGGGCGCGGGGGGCUCCGGGCUGGCGCCCCCGGCCCUUCCUCUUCGUCAGCGGGAGGCGAGGGCCGGGGAGUGAUGUGCGCUGCCCGGGCGGGGGCACGGCGGCGAGACACGGGCUACAGCUUCUGACAACGCGCGGGGCCCGCGGGCGGCGUGCGCCGCCCCCGCCCUGCCCAGAGCCCCCCCGGCCCGCGGUCCGCUCCCGCGGGAUGGGGGACCCGGGUGACGCGGGGACAUGGGGGGGCCGGACCCCUCCGGGACGGGGUCCGGUCCCGUGCGGUCCCGGCGGCCCCGGUGCGGUCCCGGGGGAGGCGCGGGCCGGGGGAGGCAGCUGGGGCCGGCACGGACACCCGGAGGGUGCCAAGCGGCAGCGCCGGCGGUUAAAAAUACCCGAGGGGGCGCUGCCGACGGAAGUGGAGGUGUCGGCACCGGCUGCUCGGGCCGGGCCGGGGGGGCCCGACUCGGGUGUCCCGGCCCCCGCCAGCGACCCCCGCACCCCGCACCGGGACCCACCGAGGCGGGCGGCGGCCGCGUCCUGGCGCGUCCCCAUCACCCAAAAUCGCGGGGCGGGAGGAGAAUCCCGGUCCCCUCACCCCGGGGGGGGGUCACCCCCAGCCCGGCGAGCGCCCCCCGCCCCCGCCGCGGCCGCGCCGAGGGCGGCCCGGUGCUGGCCUGUGACCCGGCAGGGCGGCCCGGUGCUGGCCUGUGACCCGGCAGGGCGGCCCGGUACCGGGGUGGCCCCGCGGUGGCCGCGGCCGCGCUCCCGGCGGGUCACCGGCAGGUCAGGCGGGUGCCGGACUCGGGGCCAGCCGCCGCUCGUGUCCCCCACGGCCCCGCGUGUCCCCGUGGCCGCCGUGACCCGCAGCGAGCGCCGAGGAGCGGCCCUGGGGACACGGCCGUGCCCGGCCACCAGCACUGCUGUCACCGAGAGCCACGGGGGACCAGGGACACAUUCACUGUCCUCAGAGCCAUGA
Melospiza melodia melodia is the source of this 3378-nucleotide messenger RNA. Its product is annotated as basic proline-rich protein-like. Bases 1 to 3378 code for a protein of 1125 amino acids. NCBI's taxonomy places the organism in Eukaryota, Metazoa, Chordata, Aves, Passeriformes, Passerellidae. The record is from RefSeq and is a predicted model, not a curated record. The transcript has 6 exons.